Papaver somniferum (opium poppy) is the source of this 594-nucleotide messenger RNA. RefSeq lists its product as uncharacterized. The record is from RefSeq and is a predicted model, not a curated record. NCBI's taxonomy places the organism in Eukaryota, Viridiplantae, Streptophyta, Magnoliopsida, Ranunculales, Papaveraceae. The coding region runs from base 1 to 594 and encodes 197 amino acids. The transcript is spliced from 2 exons.
AUGAAUAACGCUAUUUUUGGAUCUACUUCUUGGAAUGGUAAUAAUCAAUCUGAUGAUGAUAUUUCAAGUAAAACUCCAUCGGUAUACAUCUCCGAUGAGGAAAUAGAUGAAAGUAUCAAUGAAUGGAAGUUUAGUUUGAUUGGUUUUUUCAUUAUUAAAUUGGAUAAUGAAGUUGAUAUGAGAUAUAUUUGGAAUGGAUAUUGGAUUGUGGAAACUCAAGUCUUAAAAUUGAGAGAAUGGGAGACUAAUUUCAACCCUGCAGCUCAGAAAAUUACUACUGACUUUGUGUGGAUUAAUUUUCCUGGACUGGGAAUGGAGUACUGGAAGGAAAAGAUUAUCAUGGAUUUGGGUGAAAGAUUUGGAAGAGCUAUCAAGGUUGAUGAAACAACUUUGAAAAAAGAGGUAGGAUAUUAUGCAAGUGUGCUUGUGGAGGUUGAUUUGUCAAGAUAUAUUCCUAACCAAAUUGAGGUAAAAUCAAAGUAUGGGAGUUUUACUCAAGAAGUGCAAAUUCCUCAUAUACCAAAGUUCUGUAAUCAUUGUAAGGUGGUGGGUCAUUGGGUAGCUGAAUGUAGAUCAAACCGUGAUAAUACAUAA